AGGAGAUCCAAUGGCUGAUCCCCUCACAACCAGCUCUCCGUUGUUGGUUGAUCAUGAAAAUGAUAGAGGAAGCAGAAGCUCCUCUUGUGUUCAAAAAUUGAUCGACGUGGAAGAAUCAAAGGCUCAAAUUAUUUACUCUCUUCCGGUGAUAUUCACAAAUCUUUUCCUCUAUUGUAUCCCUUUAACCUCUGUGAUGUUCGCUUCUCACCUCGGCCAGAUCGAGCUCGCCGCUGCAACCCUCGCCAAUUCCUGGACAACCGUCACCGGUUUUGCGUUCAUGAUUGGUUUAAGUGGAGCACUUGAGACAUUAUGUGGUCAAGGCUUUGGUGCAAAAAGCUACAGAAUGUUAGGGAUUCAUUUACAAUCAUCUUGCAUAGUCUCAUUAGUCUUCACUAUCUUCAUCUCCAUCUUGUGGUUCUUCACAGAAUCAGUCUUCGGUUUUAUCAGACAGGAUCCUAACAUCUCAAAACAAGCUGCACUAUAUAUGAAAUACCAAGCUCCCGGGUUACUCGCUUACGGAUUCUUACAAAACAUACUGAGAUUUUGCCAAACACAAUCAAUCGUUACUCCAUUAGUAGUCUUCUCAUUUGUUCCCUUGGUGAUUAAUAUCGGCAUAUCCUAUGUUUUGGUUUAUUUAACUAGCCUUGGGUUCAUUGGUGCUCCAAUAGCUACCUCUAUUUCAUUGUGGAUAGCUUUCCUUUCUCUUGGGACAUAUGUGAUUUGUUCCGACAAAUUUAAGGAUACAUGGACCGGAUUUUCACUGGAAUCUAUCCGUUACGUAGUAAUAAACUUGACAUUAAGUCUCCCUUCUGCUGCUAUGGUAUGCUUGGAAUAUUGGGCGUUCGAAAUUCUUGUGUUCUUGGCAGGACUAAUGCCAAAUCCUGAAAUAGCCACUUCUUUGGUAGCUAUAUGCGUCAACACGGAAGCAAUUAGCUACAUGUUAACAUAUGGACUUAGCGCAGCUGCAAGUACUCGUGUAUCGAACGAACUUGGAGCAGGAAAUGUAAAAGGUGCAAAGAAGGCGACAUCUGUAACAACUAAGUUGUCUUUAGUUCUUGCUCUUGGCGUAGUGGUUACUUUAUUUGUAGGUCAUGAUAGUUGGGUUGGGUUAUUCAGCAAUAGUUCUUUGAUUAAAGAAGAGUUUGCAUCUUUGAGAUUUUUCCUGGCUGCCUCUAUAACUCUUGAUUCGGUCCAAGGUGUUCUAUCAGGAGUGGCCAGAGGAUGUGGAUGGCAAAGGGUAGUCACGGUUAUUAAUUUAGGAACAUUCUACUUCAUUGGAAUGCCUAUUGCUGCCCUUUGUGGUUUCAAGUUGAAGUUGUAUGCCAAGGGUUUGUGGAUUGGUUUGAUAUGUGGGUUAUUUUGCCAAUCCUCAUCUCUCUUGCUUAUGACAAUUUUCCGGAAGUGGACAAAGCUGUAUUCUUCGGUCUGAAACUA
Messenger RNA from Eruca vesicaria subsp. sativa (arugula), 1434 nucleotides. The record is from the annotation of a GenBank genome assembly. Lineage: Eukaryota; Viridiplantae; Streptophyta; Magnoliopsida; Brassicales; Brassicaceae.